AUGCCAGACGCAGACGCAACGUACAACAACCCCAAGCCGGUAGACCACGAGGAGAAAGUGCCAGCGGCGCCAAAGCAUACCAAAACGUUCUCUGCUAAUAGCAUUGAAGAAUGGGAUCUGUUCGAAAGCGGACUCGAUAUUCACUUCGGACAGCAUCUCGCCUACCUCAAGCAGGGGCAUAGACGGGUGCUCCUAGCGUCCACGCACCUCGAAGGCAGGUUGAGAGUACAGUGGAGAAGACACGUUAAAGAACUAGAGAAGAAGGACCCAGAGCGAAAAUUCACCUGGAAGGAAUUCAGCGACUGGUGUCAAGGUGUGAGCCCAUCGCCAGGGACCCAAUGA
This is a messenger RNA of Penicillium pulvis, 342 nucleotides long. RefSeq lists its product as uncharacterized. The record is from RefSeq and is a predicted model, not a curated record. NCBI's taxonomy places the organism in Eukaryota, Fungi, Ascomycota, Eurotiomycetes, Eurotiales, Aspergillaceae. The transcript has a single exon. Bases 1 to 342 code for a protein of 113 amino acids.